CGCUGCGCGCGGAACAGUGAUGAUUCGACUGGUCAAGAUGUUGGUUUGUGUUGUAUACCUAAUCGUUAUUAGUUGAUCGAUGAUAAGAGAGCGUGUGCGUUUUGUUUCAACUCGUACGCGGUUCCGAAUACUGUUUGCUAAUUGACAUUUGGAAGUUGUAUUGGAAACGCUUGCUCUUUUAAUAACAGAUAAGUUGUUUGACAGUGUUUAAUGUCGCGACACCGUUAUCGAGCGAUCUCAGAGUGCUCGUAUGUCAUGGAUGUGAAGAAGUAGGCGUUGUCUGUGUUAAAUGCCAAAAUCAAAUAUAACAUGACAUCCCGCAGAACAACAGAAUGUAAUGUCAUAGUGUAUAAGUUGGCGGAAAAACGCGUUGCAGCGGUGGCAGUAGCAGCAGUAAAAGAAGAAAAAGAAGAAGAGGAAGGAGGAGGAGGAGGAGGAGAAGGAGGAGGAGGAGGAGCAGAAGAGAAUCGUUGUUACGUCGUUCAGGGUGCGCUGAAUAAUUGAUUUCCUGAAGAAAAGUAAAAAUAUCUUGCUAUAGACUAUAGACUAGAGAUUACAGGCUACAGACUACAGACUAUAGACGCAAGCUCUUCGAAACUGUAGGGUAUCGUUAAAUGAACGUAGAAGUAGAGAUGUUACCUUCGAACACGCUCGAGGUGGAAGUCGGGAGUUCAUCGCCUCCGAGAGAAUACGAAACGAGCAAUAAAAGUCUCCUCUUGGAGACGAUCCCUGGCGAGUUGCAUACCGAAACAACAGCUUGUCGUUUGUUAGAGGCGGAGGUCGUUGCUCGAUGUCAGGAGGAAAGCAACGAGACGGAUAAAACUAAAACUAUCCUCGAGUCCGAGUGUUGGAAAAAGAAUAUCGAAUCAGCUGGUAGUAGCAGGUCCGUAAAUAAUGGAUCACGUCAGAGCUUUUCCAAGGUUUCCGCAUCCUUGCAGAGCCUCGUUCGUCGGAAGAGUCGGAAAUACGGCGCGACCUCGUUACCCUUGGACGUAGAUCUUUCAACGUACUCUGCACAUCCUAGCUGUCUUCUCGAAGCACCGAAGGAAAAUGGUGUCGUCGAUAUUUACAAAAGAAACGGCGAGGAAACCACUUGCAUCACCACGCGCACAUCCACGCUUAUUUAUGCUUCUUCCGUGCAACUAUAUUCCAGAGGUGACAACAACGUGCAAGAUGUUUCCUCGUCGACGAAUAACGUCGCGAUCGUCACUACUACCACCAGUACCAAUAACGUAACUUGUUCGGUCAGUGGAAGUCGUCUUGGUAAUACCGCCUCGUCUUUGAUAAGAACAACCAGCGUGAUCACGGCAGGACCUUCCACAUCUUCCUGGAACAAUUCUGCGGAAGAGGAGUUGGAUUACGUUGUCGACCCCGUUCAAGGAAAUGCCUAUUACAAGGGACAACUUCUUGGCAAGGGUGGAUUUGCCAAAGUUUUUCUCAUGACCGAUGUCAGUAAUGGAAAUGAAUAUGCCUGCAAAAUUAUUCGGAAGAAUCGGAUGCAAAAAAUUCAUAUGCAGAAGAUCGCACGCGAGAUUAUGAUCCACAAAGAGCUGAAUCACGUGAACGUUGUCCAGCUGCAUCACUACUUUGAGGAUAACCUUAAUGUGUAUAUGCUUCUAGAAGCCUGUCCUCGAAAGAGCUUGAUGCAUGUGCUCAAGUACCGUGGCAAAGUUACGGAGCCGGAAGCACGCUAUUACAUGAAACAAAUGGUAACGGGCGUUGCGUAUAUUCACUCUCAGAAAGUUGUUCAUCGAGAUUUGAAGCCAGGUAAUAUGUUCCUAUCGGAUCGUAUGAUUGUCAAGAUCGGGGACUUUGGACUGGCGACAAGGCUUGACGGACAGUGCAGGCGGGUGACGAUCUGCGGAACACCGAAUUACAUUGCGCCGGAAGUGUUGUAUAAGCAAGCAUACAGUUACGAGGCGGAUGUUUGGGCGCUCGGAUGCAUACUUUACGCCCUAUUGGUAGGGCAACCACCUUUCGACACAGCGUCUCUUAAGGAAACUUACGCUAGAAUAUGUAACAAUCAUUAUCGAGAGGUUGACGAUUCGAUAGCGAGCCGAAACGGGCAAGAUCUCAUCAGGUGGCUUCUGCAGCCGAAUCCUGAACUCCGGCCAUCUUUGGAAAGAGUGAAGGAACAUGCUUAUCUUACCAAGGAAUAUGUACCAACUUCCUUACCUCGUAUUUCUUGUUUCCAAAUGCCACGUACCUCUAUAAUCGAUUCAUCGCCUUCAUCCAAUUCUAUAACGUCUAGGAAUCAAAAACUUAAUAAUACUCAGUUACAGGUUCAUACUAUCCAGCAAUCUCAACAACAUCAGGACCAACGGCAUAUACAACAGCAUUAUCAUCAAACAAAUCUUUCCCAGAAAAAUUUACGAAAGGGGUCGAAAGUGAUCAGUUGGUUAGCCAGAAAAUUUCGAAAAGUGCCAAAAUUCAGACAAAGAUUAAACAGUGUUCUUUGUCCAGAUCAUAAGAAAACGGGAUACACCGCUCAGAGUAUGCAAAUGCAUCAAGCGUUAGAAAGCUGUGUCACAGAAAUAAAAUGUAGAAACAAGCUACGUAAUCAUCCACCUGUAAGGGAUGUCGUACCUCUGUUCAUCACUAAAUGGAUCGAUUAUUCCAACAAGUAUGGCCUAGGUUUUCAGCUCUCCGAUAAAUCUGUCGGCAUUUUAUUCAACGAUCAUACAAAAAUUAGUUACACACAUGACAGAAGAAGGGUGGAGUAUGUGACAACCGACGAUGAAGUAACAAAAUAUCAUAGAGAGGAAGACGUUCCAGCUGCUUUGCAGAAAAAACUUGUACUAUUGCAACGUUUCACACAGUACAUGGAUAAAUUUAUGACUGAAGGUGGUGAAAUUAAAAAGCAACGAGUUGCAUCAAAACACUCAAAAAACGUUUGUGUACCGCGAAUGAGAAGAUGGUUAAGAACUGACAAGACCAUUAUGAUGGAAUUGUCAGUACCUCUUUUACAAGUGAAUUUCUUCGAGGAUCAUACAAAAUUGGUAGUCUCGCAAGAAUCCUCUAACAAAGGACAUCUAAUCACAUAUAUCGAUACCAGUAGACGUACAUCUUCAUAUUGGUUGAACGAUAUACGAGAUUUCGGCUGUACAGCAGACCUCUACGAGCGUUUAUAUUAUGUUUACAAAGUAUCUAAAGAAUUUGCAGAAAUGCAUAAUAACACAAUCGCUUGACUAUCAAAGAUACAUUGGAACGUGUGUUACUCGUUAAACGAUUGAAGUUUAUACUUUAUGCGAAAUAUUAUUGCAGUAAAAAUAAAUAUAAAUAUUAUAUAUAUAAUUCUUGUUUCGUUAGCUGUGCUCGUUCGAUUUUUUAUACUUUAUACUUUAUUUUAUACUUUAUUUUUAAUGUUUAAAAUUUAUCCGACAUAAUUCGUUAUAAAUAAAAUUGAAGAAUAGAGAAGUAAUAGAAAAACAAAAAAGUCAUACGAAACGAGUUUUUCAAAUUAAUUAUUGUUUUUUAUUUCUUCUAUGUGUAAAUUGGGAUAUGCAUAAUACAUACCUCUGCCAAUGUGCCAGGCUUAUUUAGAUUUACAUAUUUGGACUAUAUAUAUUAAUUUGUAUCAAAUUAUUGCAUACAUCGAUAUUAUGUAUAUUGAUUAUUAAUAUUUUUGUUUAUUUAUAUUAUAAAUAAAACUUUAAGGCGCGCAUGUACGCACGUAUUUAAUACUAAUUUAACUUUUAUAGGAAAAAAUAUUUAUAAUGUACAAAAUAUUUUAUUAGUACCUAAAAAAUAUAUUUUUAAGGACACGAGAGUUCGUUGCAUUAAAACAUUUAAUUUCACAAAAGUUCUUCUGACCGAAUAAAAUGUAGUAUUAAUGGCAAAAUUCUUGCUUAUUACAAAAAAUUUUUAAGAUGUUAAAAAGUAUCUGAUGAACAUUAAACGAAGAGUAUAUGUAUAUAUGAUAUAUACACAUAACGUAUAUUACUACAUAAUGUUAAGAAAAAAAUGUUUAAAAACAGCGAGUACUAAUUUUACAAUGUAAUACAUAUUUUUAUAUGAUAAAAUUGAUUAAAUAAAAUAGUUAAUGAAAUUAUAAGAUUGAGAAACUGAGAAAUGAAAAAUAGAUACUAUUAUGUAGGUUCUUUGCUAUCAUAUACAGAAGAAAUCUAAGUUAUUACAACAUUUCAUGAAUAUAAUUUUUACCGACGAAUUCAUUUCUUAUGAAUUCGAUUCAUAAUUUUAUGAAAUUCGAAAUAGUUCGAGUGCAGCUAAACGUAAGCAACGUGAUAGACAUAGUUAAGGAAAUUGUAUGAAGAAUGAAGAUGAAUGUUAGGAGACGUUUGUUUGAGUUCUUCGAUCCAGAGAUAUUAUCUUGUUUCCUUUCUUUUUUUUUACAAAAUGUAGCAAAGUUGUGAUAUACAUAUUACGUUUUGUAUAAGGUUAGACAAAAUGAAUGAUGAGACCACAGGGAGACUGACUUAAAAAAUGAGGGCAAUUUUACCUCGCUUUUCUUCCUUAAAAACCGUUUAGACGUAAAGCUUUUCGUAAACUUUUAAUUAAAGUAUAUACAGUAAAGAAUAGAAUUCUAAAAACAAUACCUGUAAUAAAAUGUCAAACAAUCGCGUAUUCAUAUUUUGUAAAAAUCAUAUCCGCAGUUAUGUCGUUGACGAUAUACACAAUGGUAUCAGCCUGCAACUAAAAUGAUUACCAAAUACAGUAUCACACGCAAUACCGUGUGUAUACCUACACUUAUUCUUGUUAGAAUUUGACUAGUUUCAGAAAUUUCAAUUCAUGCUUUGAAACAAAUUAAUCGUUCACACAAAUCAAAUGCGAAGUUUGUUUAUACAAAAUGGGAAAAAAUAUUAGUUUUAACAUCAUUGUUUCAUUAUAUUGUUAGUUUAUAUACUUUUUUAUACGACUAUGAAUUGUAUACAUCCGGAUUUAUAACGCCUUAACAUUUGUAAUAUUAUUUCUUAAUAUCGGUUCAAAGAAAUAAUCAGUUACCUUUAGACAUGAUUUGUAUCUUACGAAUAUAUCUAUUUGUUUUUUUAAUUGAAAUUAAACCAAAAUGUUGGGUAUUUGUUUCUUCAAACUAAAUACUGCAUAUAUUAUUUUUUUAGGUUUAUGUUUAAGAAAUAGUUUCAAAACAAUGUGCAAUAUGCACAUUCAUAGUUGUUCUUCAUAAUUCUUUGGUUUUCAUAAGAUAUGUGUAUCUUGUCGUCAACAAAUGUUCAAUUCGUGUGAUAACACAUGAACACUAUCUUAUAUGUAAUCGGUUUUAAUUUUGAUAGUAUAAUAAUGGAAUAAGUAUGCUUCCAAAAUAUUUACGAAUUAAGAAUAUACAAGAGCAUUUUUAAUGUUUUGCUUUGAUAUAGAUCAUAUGUAUGUAUAUUAUAGUACAAGUAUUGUUACCUUUGCAAAACAUUAGAUCAGGAUUGUUCAACUUUGUGUUCUGAACCAUUGCUGUUAAUAUACAGUAACAAUAAAUAUAAAAUAAUAACAAGUUAUCUUCAACAUAUAGGGAAAUUGAAAGAAUAAGUGUUUAUUUUAAUAUAUUGUUAUAAUAAUAGAAUAGUUCGUAAUAAAAAAGGUAAACAAAAAAAGAUGGUACAAUUGUAUUUAGAAAUGGUAUAUUUAUUAAAGAAUGUGGUAAAACGUCACACGUUCACAUUCUAAGUGCCUACACUGAACAAAAGUCUGUUUACAAUAUAAAUUAAGAUUUUUUAUUAGUGUAAUGUAGAGAAGUUUGAUUUUUUUUUAAAAACAUCAGUUAAAAUAAAAUAAAAUAAAAUAGAGCACUAGUUGAACAACUCUGGUAUAAAUUAUUUUAAAUAGCAUCUAUCCUUUGAUACUAAUAGCAGUGAACAUGUAAAGUUAAGCGGACCAAUUAAAUUGGCAUACAAACAUAUACAUAUAACACAUAUGUAGAACAGCUUUUUUCUUUUGAUAAAUUUGGUGCCAAACGCUCGUUUGUUAAAAUUACUAUGUAUGCAAAUCAUUCGUUUAUUGAACAUAAUUAGUCCCCGUAAAUUUUCACAAAAAUUACUUUUUCUUAAUUCUUUUAAUUGUUUGAUCAUUUGAUUAUAGAAUAGCUUUCUUGCGUUGUAAACGUAUAAUUUAGUAUUUAAAUUCCACAAAUGAAAAGAAGCAAAUAGCUUCGCUUUCCUUAAUAAAUUUAUUUACAAUUUUGAAACUUUGUUAUUAUGCAACGAAAAAGAUACCAAAAAGAUCUCAACGAAAAAUAAAAAAAAUAAUCUACCCAACACUUUAAGUAGCUUGGUAUAUGGUUUUGAUAAUAAACUAUAGUAAAUGUUUUCUGUAAAUUGCGGGGACUACUUGCGAGUAAAAUAAGGCGAUAAUAAGUUAUAUAAUUUAUACAGAAACCGAAACUCGAAAUAAGCAGGAAAUAUACAUAUGAAUUAUAAUGAAUGGCAACAUGUAGUAAUAUGUACGAUACAUAUAAAUAUAUAUGAGUCACAUUCAUACCAUUUCGAUAUGUUUUUGAUACGGUUCGAUAUACCCAAUUAUUCAAAAUUGACAUUCGUUUGACAUCUCUGUGAUGAUAAUUACUAACAAAUAAGCAAGUGCGAAUUAGGUAUUAAAUUGAAAUUAAAUUCAAAUUCAAAUUCAAAU
Bombus terrestris (buff-tailed bumblebee) is the source of this 6591-nucleotide messenger RNA. RefSeq names its product serine/threonine-protein kinase PLK1. Lineage: Eukaryota; Metazoa; Arthropoda; Insecta; Hymenoptera; Apidae. Bases 615 to 3188 code for a protein of 857 amino acids. The transcript is spliced from 8 exons. Gene Ontology annotation, biological process: mitotic cell cycle; protein phosphorylation; regulation of cytokinesis. The record is from RefSeq and is a predicted model, not a curated record. Gene Ontology annotation, cellular component: cytoplasm; spindle pole; centrosome. Gene Ontology annotation, molecular function: protein serine/threonine kinase activity; protein binding; ATP binding.